Molecule: messenger RNA, 989 nt
Organism: Teleopsis dalmanni
Lineage: Eukaryota; Metazoa; Arthropoda; Insecta; Diptera; Diopsidae
Product: SPRY domain-containing protein 7
Exons: 3
Coding region: 151-924 (257 amino acids)
Molecular function (GO): protein binding
Source: RefSeq, a predicted model, not a curated record
UUGCUUGCAAGAUAUGCUGCCGUGAGACGAGUGAAUAUUGUAUUUUAAAAUUAACAAAAUAAAAUCUUGUGUAUUUUAUAUAUAUUUACAAAUAACAUAGCUAAUAUAUAGUUAUUUAUUAUAAAAGAUAAAUAAGCUCUAUAAACAAAAAUGUUUUGUUGUCUACGCACUUGUUUUAAUGGCAAUAUGCGAAAGCCAACAAAAGCAGCGCAGCGUUUACGGGAACCUGAAAUACAUCUGGAUGCCGCGCAUAUGGGACCUGACGUAGUUUUGCUCUCACAUCAAUUGCGUAUUACUGGUAACGGCGCAGCUCUGGGUACUGCGCCACUCGUGCAAUCAAAGUCAUAUUUUGAAAUUAAAAUACAACAAUCUGGUUGUUGGUCCGUUGGUUUGGCCACAAGACAAACAGAUUUCACAAGAAAAUUUGGUGGUUGUGAUAAGGAAUCGUGGUGUUUAUGUUCAGAUAAUGCGACUAGACACAAUAAUGAAGAAUUCCGCCCAGUUGUUGUAAAUACACAAGAGCCUACGAGUGUUCCUUUACAUUCCUUAAUAAAUAGUAAUAAUAAUGCAAUUAGUGAGACAGCGUCGGCCGCAGGUCUCAUAGGCAUUGAAGAUUUGCCAGAGGAUGUGUUUUUACCAAGUGGUAACGAUCAAAUAUUAAACACUGAUAAUGCCUUAGCGACGUCGACGGAACGUGUAUUUCCUGAUGAGGGUGACAUUAUAGGCAUUGCAUUUGAUCAUAUUGAACUAAAUUUUUACUUUAAUGGAAAAAAUUUAGAAACGCCUUUUCGUAAUGUUAAAGGUGCAGUGUAUCCUGUUAUUUAUGUCGGCAAUGGAGCGGUCAUUGAUAUAAUUUUAGAGAGUUUUAAUUACGGCCCUCCGCCUGGAUUUGAUAAAAUUAUGCUCGAACAAUCUUUACUUUAAAUUCAAAAGCAACUUACGUCCAAAGGUAUUUUAGUAUAAGUUUACAUAAUUUGAAACUAUUAAUA